UGGGCUGGGCUGGGGCUUGUUGUCUCCCCUCCCCUGCCGCGUUCCCGCUCGCAGCCACGCAUCCGCUCAGACCCGGCUUGCAACUUGCACGGGGAGCAGCGGCAGGCGCGUGCCUGGCCUCGUGGCGCCCUUCCCGGGAUGACCAGCAACAGCCAGGACUGCGGGAAAGGGGACAGCUGUGAUUCUGGCAUUUCAUCUUGGGUAGGAAAAGAGGAUUAUGAAGAUGAAGAUCAAGAUUCUUCAGUAGAGAACCCGUCAGGCAAUGACAGUUCCAGCAGUGCCUCUGAAAGCAGUUCUGAGAAUGACUCAGACACAGAAGUAGAGGGAGAUGAAUCAACCAAGGAACAAGAAGACAAAGAGGACAAAACACCCGAGUCCAAUUGUGUUGAAGCAGAGGUUAACACCCAACAACACUGUGAGCAUUGCAGGAUUCGGCAAGGGCAGCAAGAGCAAGUAACUCCCAGGAGGUUUUCCAGAGGACAAUUCUUGUUGAAGCUGGAUGCUGAAGGAGUUUACCAGUGCGCUGUCACAGGCUUAAUCUUUGAAGUUAGCAAAGCUGCUACCAUUAAAUACUCCCUUUUGUCCUGGAGCAAGUAUUCCGAUUACAUUAAAGAGCCAUGGAUUGUUGGAGGCCCUAUAUUUGAUGUCACAUGUACACCAACUUCUGUCCUUGCCUCUAUUCAGUUUCCACAUACCCUUUGUCUGAAUGACCACCUAUCAGACACGACCUUCAAAGUGUUCCAUUUCAAAAAGGAUGGCCCAGAAUUUGAGGGUUCCGCUGAUCAUUCGGCCACACACGUCAAAUGGCAAGUGAGCUCACUGUCUCCUGUGGGACCAGUUCUUCAGAACCGUGAUCCAGUGUAUUACCACGGGGUGGUUCUUUUAUACAAAGUCAUCAGUGAUCACCCUUCCUUAUCAUUUCGUGUGUAUGUGGCAAGCAAUAAUGACUCAUUUAUAAAGGAUGUCUCAAAAGCAGUAAAACUUUCCAGUAAGAAAUUUAUUAAAAUUGAUAAACCGCCUUGUCAGAAAUUACUCCAGGACGGGAAGAAAUACAGAUUAAUUAGUGAACCAGAAGCUGAAAUAACCCCGGAGGAGAUUGUAUUUGCCGAUGACUCUCUCCUUAAAGUGAAAAGUUAUAUUGAGGUAUAUUUAGAACAGCCAAUGGAUUUUACACUAUCUUUGAUAGAACUGGAUUCUGAGGAAAUUGUUUGGAAAGCAAAGCUAAGGGAAUGUGACUGGAUCCAACAUAUGCAGAAUGACAAUGAAAAAAGAAGGCGCACUGGCUGCAUCAAAAGACGAAAAACUAGCAGCAGUCUGUCAGAAGAUGAGCCUUACAACAAGCAGGUGAAAUAUAACUAUAUUACAGAUGAAAAUCAAGCUAAAACGGUAUUAACUGAUAAGCAGCUGAUGAUCCUUGCGACAAAGAUGGGUAAAGACUGGAAGGUCAUUGGCAUUCAAUGUCUUAACUUAACCAUUGAAGAUAUCGAGCAGAUUGAAGCAAAAGAAGAAGACAUUAAUAUGUAUAAAUGCAAGAUGCUACGGAAAUGGAGGGAUUCAGAACAGAAUAAAGGAACUGCACAACAUUUAUAUGGUUGUCUUAAUGGUUCUGCAUCCCAUGAAGUAAUAGAAAUUCUGAAAGGGUUUUUGGAACGGACACAAGAUCAUGAAGAAACAACUUGAAAAAGAAGAAACACCGGGGAUAUUCUUUCUGUGCAGACUUUCCAAAUGGAUGAAAAAGAAUUCUGUUAUGAACUGCCAACUGUUUGAAAUUCCAGAGGGUUUCUGUGAAAUUAUAAGAUGUCUGGAAAAAUGGAACUGUGAACUGAUGUAAAUAGAAACAUUUUCAGAACUAUUACCGCCCUCUUGUGCUCAGCUAAGCAGCAGAUUUUUAUUCGUGGCAAUUUUUUACUCACAGCCAAACAAGGCUUUCCCAUUCCCCCCCCCCCCCUCCCAAUUUUCUAUGGAAAAAUGUGCUUGGACCUUUUCAUUCUAUCCAUUUGUCUUAAAGCAACUCACUCAUUCCAAAAGAAAAAAAUAUUUUAAUACACAACUGUGAAUAUACUUUUCCGCUUUCCACACACGAAGGCAUGAACAGCCUUCUCUUUGCUGUCUCUAUGGUAAGAUACUUCUUCUUGCCAGGCUUCCCUAGAGACUCCCAACUCUUUGCAAAAGUGGAGGGGAGAGAUCCUAAACUUCCACUUAGGAAUACUCAGUUGUAACCAACGAAUCCCCUCCUAAUUCUUCCUUGGAUGGAGAAAGACAAAGACCCAAACUGCAUCAUUCAGCAUUUCCAUUGUGAGAACAAUUUAGAAGCACCUGUGGAACCUGAUUUGAAUUGGGACCAUAGAGCCUGGGGAGGAGGAGCUCCUACCUCUCCUCAUGUGUAGUUCCCCUGUCCAAAAUGCCAUUGGGAGUGUUAUGUACCCCAGCGGGGAACUGCAUGUAUGCUGAAUGUUUUGCACAUGCAGACUCCUCAGUGCACAAAUAAUAACCCCAACUCUGUUUUGAGGAAGUUGUGUAUUGGGGGGUGAGUUGUGUGUUGGGGGGUGAGUUGUUGGGGGGUGAGUUGGAGCUCUUCUCUGUCCCCUACACACCCUGUGGUCCUGAUCCAAAUCAAACUGCUGCAGUUCUUCUAAACUUUAUUUCCUGGAAAGAACUUGCAGUUCUGUCCUUAGAGGGAGGGAGUUAUUGGAUCCAACUCAAUAUUUACAAUGCAAAGUACAUAUUGAGGAUACCAGCGAUUCCUAGAGCAGACUAGCAUCAGCCAACAACAUUUUGGCUGAUGGUGGUAGGAAAUGGGAGCCAGGGGUGGAGGUCCCCAGCCCCUAGUGGGAAGCAAGCAGCCCUAAUGCCUGGUGUUUCUUCAGAGCUUACUGUAGGCUCUAUAACAAUGAUAGACUAGUUUCUUGGAAGUUGAGGUGAUCUCCGUUGUACGCUUUCACUAUUUGUGACUGCAGGGUACUUUUUCAGGGCAUUCUUUCAGUUCAGUGAUGUCCCAACAUUCAGCUAGGCACUAUACUGCCAAUAUGUUUUCAGUCACAGCUGCCGUGAUCUCCAUCACAUUGUGGAGCAUGACGAGCCAUUGCCUUACCCUGCCUUUUACAGUCGCUGCCACAGCAUCUUUGCUUUCUACCUCUCAUCUCAUCACAAAAGUUUUAUUAGAAAUAUGAGCUAGAAACUGCUUUUAAAAAAAUCCUGGGAUUCCCAGCAAGCUGAGUUGGGUGCUUAAUAUGACAUGAUUGCUCAAGGGACAUCACGGUAUAGACAUAGUCCUAACUGGUAUCCAUAGCUUUUCCUCCCUGAGUUUUUGCUGUAGCUUUAUAACUUAACUGCAAAGUAAAUAACCCCACCCUCUGAAUGCAAUAUCAUUUGUCCUGUGCAUGCAUUCCAUUCAUUACAAAUCACUACAGUGCUAUUUAUGGCUAAACUAGACAUGGCAGCGGCCCCGUGGUCGCCAUAAGAAAUCCUGCUGCUAGAUUUAAUGCCAAGAUCCUGGCUGGGCCUACAGUACAGAGCUCUCAUUGUCCCCCUCCCCAGUGCCUUUUCAAGUGCCUAAACCAGGGGUCUUCAAACUAUGGCCCUCCAGAUGUUCAUAGACUACAAUUCCCAUGAGCCCUACCACUUGGCCAUGCUGGCAGGGGUUGAUGGGAAUUGUAGUCCAUGAACAUCUGGAGGGCCAUAGUUUGAAGACCCCUGGCCUAAACAGCAAUGUGUGUGCACAUUUCAAGAGCUGAUAAAGGGGGGGGGCACUUCAGUCCGCCAUUCUGUGCCCUCACAACAUUUUUUGUUCACUGUAAACUGGCCGUAGUGUCCUUCUGGCAGCCAUGGGGGGGGGGGGGGGCAACACUUCUAGUUCUGCCCUAAAUAAAGCACAGACAUGAGUGAUGCUCUGCAGCACUGUGAUCCAGCCACACCUCAUGGGUGUGAACUGUCACAAUUAUCUUAUUUAUGUCAACAGUUGCCUGUUCAAAGAUUACUACACCAUUCACAGAUUGCCAGUUUGAGCAGACGUUUUGUUUUGUUUAGCCAGGAUUCGUUCCAAAAUGCUGUGAAUCCCUUUUUUAAAAAGUAGAGUUACUUGAUCAUGAAGACAGCUUCGAUCAUACUGUGGCUGCCACUCAAAAGCUGGAGCCAACAGAUCACAGGCUUUUUGUGAAAUUGGCCUUUCUUGUAAAACACAUUCCAGUGUCCUACAGAUUUCUUUGAUGUCAUGUUGGUUUAAAUAUGAAUUGUUGUAUUUUAUAUUAAUUUUUUUACUUAAUUUAAAAUAAGCUUUGGGUGUAAAUAAAGUUUCAAUUUGAAGGGAAAAA
Sphaerodactylus townsendi is the source of this 4310-nucleotide messenger RNA. RefSeq names its product caspase recruitment domain family member 8 (gene CARD8). NCBI's taxonomy places the organism in Eukaryota, Metazoa, Chordata, Lepidosauria, Squamata, Sphaerodactylidae. Gene Ontology annotation, cellular component: THO complex part of transcription export complex. Gene Ontology annotation, molecular function: protein binding. The record is from RefSeq and is a predicted model, not a curated record. The transcript has 16 exons. Gene Ontology annotation, biological process: regulation of DNA-templated transcription elongation; signal transduction; mRNA export from nucleus. Bases 139 to 1680 code for a protein of 513 amino acids.